CCGUGAGGCCUCGCGCGGGGAAGGACCGGAACUCCGGGCGGGCGGCUUGUUGAUAAUAUGGCGGCGGGCGCUGCCGGGGCGCCGGGACGCUGCCGCGGGGCCCUCGGCCGGAGGAGGGGGCGCGCUUCGGGCUAGUGCGGAGGCCGCUGCGCUCCCGGGAGUCCGGGCCGGUCGCUGGAUGAAGGGAGCCGGGCCCUCCCCGCGCCAGUCCCCCCGCGCCCUCCGGCCCGACCCGGGCCCCGCCAUGUCCUUCUUCCGGCGGAAAGUGAAAGGCAAAGAACAAGAGAAGACCUCAGAUGUUAAGUCACUUAAAGCCUCUGUAGCCGUACUUUCCCCACAAAAAAGCACGAAAAAUCAUGCCUUGCUGGAGGCUGCGGGACCAAGUCCUGUUGCGAUCAACGCCAUCUCUGCCAACAUGGAUUCCUUCUCGAGCAGCAGGACAGCAGCGCUUAAGAGGCAGCCAAGCCACAUGGAAGCCGCUCAUUUUGGUGACUUGGGCAGAUCUUGUCUGGACUACCAGACACAAGAGACCAAAUCAAGUCUUUCAAAGACUCUUGAGCAAGUGUUACAUGACACUAUUGUUCUCCCUUAUUUCAUUCAAUUCAUGGAACUUCGGAGAAUGGAGCACUUGGUUAAAUUUUGGUUAGAAGCUGAAAGUUUCCACUCUACAACUUGGUCCCGAAUAAGAGCACACAGUCUGAACACAGUGAAGCAGAGCUCUUUGGCUGAGCCCGUGUCUCCAUCUCUGAAGCAUGAAACUGCAGUAACUUUUGCAACUGAGUCUCUUGACAGGAGAUUGGAGGACUCUAGCUCAGUUCAGUUGCUGAUGACACAGUCAGAAGAAACUGACCUGAGUAAUAGAACUAGCGCCGCCCAGAAUCACUUGCUACUUUCCCAGGAAUGGGAUAGUACACAUUCUCUCCAUCUUGAAAUGUCCAGAACAGUAACUGAUCAAGUUUCCAUUGAAACGCAAGAACCCUCCUCUAGACUUGCAGUAGCCAGUAGGAAUAGUCCUUGUUCGCCACUAAAGGAAUUAUCAGGAAAAUUAAUGAAAAGUAUAGAGCAAGAUGCAGUGAAUACUUUUACCAAAUAUAUAUCUCCAGAUGCUGCUAAACCAAUACCAAUUACUGAAGAAAUGAGAAAUGAUAUUAUAGCAAAGAUUUGUGGGGAAGAUGGACAGGUGGACCCCAAUUGUUUUGUUUUGGCACAGUCUGUCGUCUUUAGUGCAAUGGAACAAGAGCACUUUAGUGAGUUUCUGCGAAGUCAUCAUUUCAGUAAAUACCAGAUUGAAGUGCUGACCAGUGGAACUGUUUACCUGGCUGACAUUCUCUUCUGUGAGUCAGCCCUCUUUUAUUUCUCUGAGUACAUGGAAAAAGAGGAUGCAGUGAAUAUCUUACAGUUCUGGCUGGCAGCAGAUAACUUCCAGUCUCAGCUUGCGGCAAAAAAGGGCCAGUAUGAUGGGCAGGAAGCACAGAACGAUGCCAUGAUUUUAUAUGACAAGUACUUCUCCCUCCAAGCCACACAUCCUCUUGGGUUUGAUGAUGUUGUUCGGUUAGAAAUUGAAUCCAACAUCUGCAGGGAAGGUGGGCCACUCCCUAACUGUUUUACAACUCCUUUACGUCAGGCUUGGACAACCAUGGAAAAGGUCUUCUUACCUGGCUUUUUGUCCAGCAACCUUUAUUAUAAAUACUUGAAUGAUCUCAUUCAUUCUGUCCGAGGAGAUGAAUUUCUGGGAGGAAAUGUGUCCAUGACUGCCCAUGGCCUUGUGGGCCCUCACGAUAAUGUCCAUUCUAGUGGUUCUGACAGCUCAUCUCAGUCCAGUAUGAAGAAAGCCAGUGUUAAAAUUCUGAAAAAUUUUGAUGAAGCGAUAAUUGUGGAUGCUGCAAGUCUGGAUCCCGAGUCUCUGUACCAGCGGACAUAUGCAGGGAAGAUGACCUUUGGAAGAGUCAGUGAUUUAGGCCAAUUCAUUCGAGAAUCUGAGCCUGAACCUGAUGUGAAGAAAUCAAAAGGAUCCAUGUUCUCACAAGCUAUGAAGAAAUGGGUGCAAGGAAAUACUGAUGAGACCCAAGAAGAACUAGCUUGGAAGAUUGCUAAGAUGAUCGUCAGUGACGUCAUGCAGCAGGCGCAAUGUGACCAGCCAUUAGAGAGGUCGACAAAGCUAUGACUCAAGAUCUGCCAUAAAGGAAAUCUGCUUUUAAAAAGAAGAUAACUUUUUCCCUUUGGCUGGAAACUUCAGCGCAGCCCUGACAACAAGCACUGACCCCCUUUCGCUGCUCCCACUGCUGGGCGAACAAUCCAGGCUUCAGAGCGGAGUGACAUGGAGGCGUGGUUGUUCACACGUUCACACAGGGCGGUCAUGCAGAGACCAAGUGGUAUUGUUUACAUUACUAGAGAAUUAAUCGUUUUCCAAUGGCAAUAACCCAUUUGUGAGAGCGUUUUAGUCCCCUAGAAUAGAAUAGACAGGGACCACAAACUGUGGGAGGCAGAUCAACAUAGGGUUGGUAUUUGAUGCACACUCUGUAGUGAGAACCCACUCUAACACAGCAUGAAGAGGUGCCAGAGGUGCUUUGCUCUGACCUGAGACUGGGGAGUCAGGAGGGUGAGUCUGAGCGCCAGGCAGCUGGGUGUGGCAGCGUGGUGCUAGCUGGUGGUUUUCUCCAGCUGGGUAAAAGCUCCUUGCUGCCUUCACAGAGGCAUUAAUUUGGAAGGAAGCUGACAGAUGAGUGUCAUGAUGUAGUCCUUCCCUCUGGUGUCAGGAUAUGGUUUUCACAUUCUGAUUGCUCCGGAGGUGAGUCCGCUUGAACUGGGACUCCCCUGCAAACAAAAGGAUGCCUCUACUGACUUUGAGCAUUAAGACUAACUCUUCUGGAAUGCUGCACUCCAGAUCGCUAAUUUUUCCUUUAGAAAGCAUUUGGAAAGGAAUUAAGUGCUAACGUCACUCCAGUUUCUUCCUGUGGUACACUGAGCUAAAUGUUUAUUCCCAGGUUGUACUUUCUUUUUUAAAGGUGGGUGAAUAGGGGCUGGGUGGGGGGAAGAUUUCAGCUUUGACCUUCUCCCCUUUCUUUUCUGUGAGCUGGGAAGUGUGCAGGGAUGCCCCUUCUUCCUUCUGUCUCGGGGACAGUAGGAGACGCCCUCGCUGUCCUGAACCUUGCAGCCCUCAGUGGCUGCCUCUGGCAAGCACACUUCCCUGGCCGAGCGGUGCCAAGGCCUCCUCAGCUCAUGUGGCAAGGGGAAAGAGCAUUCAUUCUCUUAGGUGUUACUGCUUUUGCUCAGACUUUGCAAAAAACACACAAAAAUUAUAUAAAUACAUAUGAUUAUUAAUCACCUCUGUCCUUGAGAAAGUCUUGAAUGAAUAGAGAAUUUAUUUCAUUGCAAUAUUUGAUUGUUUAGAGGCACACUGUUUCAUCAACAGAAGCAACAAGGCUAUGUAUAAGUUUUGGUACUAUGUACCACCUCUGUUAUUCUAAAGCAAAGUAUUCAUGUACUUAAACCAUAUUCUAUUUAAUUGUGUUUGAUUUUAAAAUAUAUAUAUGAAUUAUAUUUAAAAUUGUGUCAACUUUCUGCUUCCAGGGCAUUUAUGGCUCUUCUAUUUGAAAUGUGUUGAUUCUUCCCGAUAUUUCACUUGUUUCACAAACACCCAGACCAUGAGCCACUACUAGAUUUACCUUUGUGUUUGGAGCGUACAGCAUAGAGCUGAAGUUUUCUUAGGUGUACUUGAUGUGAGUAACUCACUUUGUUCUUUUCCACCUGCCUCACUUUGCUUCAGUCUUUAACAAAAAGCAGUAGUAAGGUUAUAGAGUAAAGUAUGGUUUGGGGUAAUCUUCCCACCUUUGCAUGUUUUGGAGCAACAAUAUCUGUGAGACUGUAGGCUGUCUAAUCCAGUGCUUCCAUUUAAGAUAAUGUGUAGUCAUUUGUGCUGC
Messenger RNA from Sorex fumeus (smoky shrew), 3920 nucleotides. RefSeq names its product A-kinase anchoring protein 10 (gene AKAP10). Lineage: Eukaryota; Metazoa; Chordata; Mammalia; Eulipotyphla; Soricidae. Gene Ontology annotation, cellular component: plasma membrane. The coding region runs from base 179 to 2164 and encodes 661 amino acids. The transcript has 15 exons. The record is from RefSeq and is a predicted model, not a curated record. Gene Ontology annotation, biological process: intracellular protein localization. Gene Ontology annotation, molecular function: protein kinase A binding.